AUGACACUAGCUAAGCAAAUUCUUUUCGGUAACACAGGUAUCAAAAUCUCACCAAUUAUUAUUGGUUGUAUGUCCUAUGGUAGCAAAUCAUGGUCAGAAUGGGUGGAAGGAGAUAAAGAAAAAGUUUUCGCAAUUUUAAAACAUUGUUAUGAUAAUGGUUUACGUACUUUCGAUACAGCCGAUGUCUAUUCUAAUGGUAAGAGUGAAAGAUUAGUUGGUGAAUUUCUAAAAAAGUACAACAUCAGAAGGGAAACUGUUGUAAUCAUGACCAAGGUCUUUUUUGCUACUGAUGAAACCUUACCCUUAACUGCUGACCGAGCUAGCAGGGAUGAUUUGACUAAAUUGGAUUUAGUUAAUAGUGAAGGGUUGUCACGUAAGCAUAUUUUAGAUGCUGUCAAGAAGUCUGUUGAGAGAUUAGGAACAUAUAUUGAUGUCCUUCAGAUUCAUAGAUUCGAUUCCCAAACUCCGAUUAAAGAGACAUUGAGAGCCUUAAACUAUGUGGUGGAAAGUGGCGAUGUCAGAUACAUAGGUGCUUCAUCUAUGUUACCUACUCAAUUUGUCGAAAUGCAAUUAACUGCCGACAAAUAUAACUGGCAUCAAUUUGUUAAUGUACAAUCAUGUUAUAACUUAUUAUACAGAGAGGAUGAGAGAGACUUGAACCAAUUCUGUAAAAGACAUAACAUUGCUUUAACCCCUUGGUCCCCUCUACAACGUGGUAUUUUAACAAGGCCUGUCAAGGAUAAGAACACAACCAGAUAUACGGCAGACAAAUUAAUUGAAGUCAGACAUCUAAACUCUUUAGAAGACAAUGAAGUUCAAAUAGUUAAUCGUGUAGAAGAAUUAUCCAAGAAAAAGAAUGUACCUAUGGCUGCCGUUGCUACUGCUUGGUCAAUCGCUAAGGGUUGUCAACCAAUUUUGGGAUUAAGUUCUGUUGAACGAGUUGAUGAUGCCUUAAAGGCAUUAAGUAUUGAAUUGUCUCCUGAAGAAAUAAGUUACUUAGAGGAGCCAUAUAGACCAAAAAACUUUAUGUUUUAA
Messenger RNA from Maudiozyma barnettii, 1035 nucleotides. RefSeq names its product aldo/keto reductase. Lineage: Eukaryota; Fungi; Ascomycota; Saccharomycetes; Saccharomycetales; Saccharomycetaceae. The coding region runs from base 1 to 1035 and encodes 344 amino acids. The record is from RefSeq and is a predicted model, not a curated record. The transcript has a single exon.